AUGGUCACUCCGCGCGUGACGCCCAUUCGCUCGAACGGCGUCGGCCACCGGACGUCGAUCAAGACGCUGCUCCAUGAGCGGCACGUCACGCCAGACGAGGCGCUACUCACCGAAAAAAAGGACCGCCAGCAGGACGACGACGACGACGACGACGACGAGGCCGUGGCGGUCCGGGAAGACGAGACAGUGCCACUGGGUCUGGCGGUGAAUACCCGCAACUAUCAGGCCCUGAUGGACACUUUGGCUCGACGGACACUGGAGUCGGCGCCUCGCGGAGGACGUCGAGGACAAGUGGGUACGCGGUACCAUACCAAGACGGUACCGCUCGUGCCCGGGAGUCCAACUAGACAGGAAAAGAUGGCGGCAGCUGGACAGGAAAACAAACGAGCAGAAGAGAACGAAGCAGCAGCAGCAGCGAGCGACGUGACGGUUGUGGGCAUACCAGUGGAUACGAGGAACUACGAGGCCAUUGUGAGUGGCCAUCGCCCCAUCCGGUCGGGCCCAGGGACGUUCAAUCUGCUCAAUCGACGGGCGACAGUUUCGACUAUGACGCAGUUUGUCGACACACGAGAGGACGUCCCUGCGACACGACCAGAGGGAGAUGAAGAUGAUGAAAAGGAUGAUGGUGGUGACGAUGAUGAAGGUGGUGGUGAAGGUGGUGAUGUUUGUGGAGAAGACGAUGCAGUGAUGGGGCUUCCUAUCAGCACACGAAACUAUGUGGCUUAUCUAGCAGGUCAGCAAGGACCAGGAAUACAGCAAACAGGUCAUCGGUAUCGAGGCUACAGCACGCUCGUGUCGGAGGAGGAGGUGCGCGAACCGCGUGUGAGUGAUCCGUAUGUGUCGUCUACACACUGUCAAAAGUCCCCUUCGGAAGGAUGUAUUGGUCGCAACGAUACACGGCCAUCGUGCUUUGACAACCGCCGCGCAUCGAAUGCAGCGGUUGUUCCUCAUACAGGCUGGGUCUUUGUUCAGCGUGGUGCAUUCAGGUCGUGGAAACGGUACUACGCAGUGCUGUCGGGGUCCGAGUUCAAAUUUAGCAAGGGUGUGGGUCAGUCGCCAAAAGGUUUUGGGCUUCUAGUGUCUGUAAAGCGAGUGAAGGAGCUGCACUGUGGACUACAUCUCGAGUUUGACGAUGGGAGCGUACUUCAGAUCCGCUGUCCGAGUGACUUUGAGUACGAACAUUGGCUGAGGGCGAUGGAAAAGACCAUCGAACGCAAUCAGAACUUUAACUCGCAAUCGAAGACGUCGUACACACUCACGGCGUCGGAGCAACACGAGGGCUAUAUGUUCAAACAAAAGAAAAGCAAAGCAUGGAAGCGCUGUUUCUUCGUCGUGCGUAUUGAGGGCUAUAUCGAAUGCCGAGAUGGUGAGCACGGCACACCUGACAGGAAAUAUUCUGGCUACAUCAAGGCAGUAUCGUUUGCAGACUGUCACGCAAACGGACUAGCGAUCCAGCUCUGCACGGAUGUGUCGAUGGUAUGUUACGCUGAUUCGUACGACGAGCAAAUGCUUUGGUACGGGGCUUUGUCAGCUGCAGCUAGCGCGAACGACAGGCUAGCGCAGCCAAAGAUGUCUGUAAAAAGUUGCUAUGUGCAAACAGCCGUGUCGAACCACGCAGGCUGGUUGUGGAAGCAGGCAGGAUUAUUUAAGGGCUGGAAGCGGUUGUACUUUACGCUACACGGCGCAGAAUUGGGCUAUGCGAAGGACACAAACUCAAAGACCGUGCUUUGUGAUAAGGCGCAUUCGGUGGAAGCGUGGGAAGGUCAUGCGAACGGACUGUUGAUCCGGCUGAUAAGCGGACGUGUUUGGAAAGUUCACGCCGAGACGUACGAAACAGCGAAGCGGUGGCGCUCCGUCAUCAGCAGCGCUUGCCGGCAUGCACAAACGUUCAAUCUGAAGAAGUACUUGAGCAGCCGUCGUCGCAAAAAAAUGAGGCCUGUGUUCGGCGGAUGGCUUACCGAGAUGAAAAAGGGCUCAUGCUUGCGCCGCUUCUUUGUGGCGGAUGGCGCGGUGCUGGGUGCUGCCAACGACGUGGACAAUCAGCUCGAGCGGCUUGGCACUGUAGUGGAUGUAGGCUCGACGCGCGACCUGGAACACGGGAUGAUAUUUACGCUUGCCAGUGGAGCGCAGGUGAAGGUCAACUGCGAUUCGUUGGCCGACUCCAGGUGCUGGUACGAGUGUUUGCAUUUCUCGCUCAGGUAG
Molecule: messenger RNA, 2202 nt
Organism: Hyaloperonospora brassicae
Lineage: Eukaryota; Oomycota; Peronosporomycetes; Peronosporales; Peronosporaceae
Source: the annotation of a GenBank genome assembly